This is a messenger RNA of Pseudozyma hubeiensis SY62, 2235 nucleotides long. RefSeq lists its product as hypothetical. The record is from RefSeq and is a predicted model, not a curated record. Lineage: Eukaryota; Fungi; Basidiomycota; Ustilaginomycetes; Ustilaginales; Ustilaginaceae. The coding region runs from base 1 to 2235 and encodes 744 amino acids. The transcript has a single exon.
AUGAGCAACACAGCACAACAGGAUCUGCAGCAGCAACAGUCUCAAGCGUCACAGCUCGCUCCGUCUCAGAUUACGCCGCAGCAUGCAUCGCUACCUUCCAACGCCGACGUGGUGCAAGCCAUCAACGCCAUGAGCUCACAGGUCAGCAGCCAACUCUCCAUGAUGGGCACUCAGCUCGCGUCUCUCGUCUCGCUCACUUCGCGUCUCAUCGAGGUCUCGCAGAUGACGGCUGCCGCUGCUGAUAGCACCGGCCGCAAUGCCAAUGACACCGCUUCCGCAGCUGCGACCGGCUCGUUCGGAUCGCAAGUGAUGAGACCAGACGCAGGCCAAGCCAACAACGCCGCCGACCUCAAUCGUGGACGUCUCAACGGCAACCAGAACGCGUCUUCUUUCGGCUCCAACAACGUCGUCGCCGGCUCAAGCAACACGGCAUCUCGCUCCGAUUCUCGGCAAGGCCAAGUUUACCAGAACGCUGCCUCGAACAACUUUCGCAGCCCACUUGACCCCGCAAGUUCUACGCUGGAUAGAACCUUUGGUAGCACGCUCAGAGGCGCCUCUCCCACUCCCAACUCGGUCAUGAACAGUAGCCUCUCUGCCGCCACAGGUCGCGCUGCACAGCAGCAGCUGCAGCAACAGCAAAUGCAACCGCAACAACAGCAACCGCAGCAGCAGCAGCAGCCGCUACAUCUACAGUCUCAGCCGCAAGGCCUUCAGCAAGCAACCCAGCAGCAGCAGCAGCCGAGUCAAGACGAUAUGCUCAGAAGCCGCCUGCCGAGUCCCGUGUUCCCGGAUGAUCCCAUCGAUCUGUCGGCUGACAUGUCCACUGCCGGUCACCAGACACCAUCCAAUCUCAAGAGGCUCUCCACUGCCGGCGCGGCUGCCGGCGAUAGCGCGCGCAAAGCGGCCACCGAAGCCUCGCUGGGUGAAUGGAAAGGCUGGCUGAAUCGCACCUGGCACGCUCCGCCUGGCCAUCAGUCGCGCAACAUCAAGUACCGCACCAUGCAACAGGCCCGACGUGCUCACCGUGACCAGACAAAGCGGUCCAUGGCAACGCUUGGCCGUCUCCCGCUCAAGGAGUUCCUCGAGAUUCGACCCGAGCAAUAUCUCAGCGUACGCAAGACAGGUCGAAAGCUGUAUCAGGAGUGGCUGUUGCAGGAGGUUCGACUGGCAAAGCAGCCCGAGGAUCGAGUCAAGGCGGCCAUCAAUCGACUCGAAAACGAUCACCCUGAAUUGGGUGACUGCGAGGACCAUUGGAAAGCGAAGCAGCUGCUGCAGCAGAUCAUCGACAAUGCGAUCGACGAGGCCAACUUGCAUCGCAAGAAGGAGGCGCGGGCUAGCAACUCGCAUCAGGAUCCGAGCGAAAGCACGCCGCGCAACUUGGACAGCACCAGAAGCACGAGCAUGAUGGGUUUGAAUGCAAGCAGCUCGUCUUCCGCCUUGGCCGAUGCGGAUCGGAGCUUGCGAGGCGGUGAUUCGAGCAUCGCUUCUGCACGGAAGGCGAACAACGCAACUGGCGUCGCCGGUCCUGGCGGCAACAAGACGGCCAAGGGAGUCGUCCAGCGUCGCAAAGCGGACCAGGCUGACCUCGACGACACACCUACGCGGUUCCGGCAGCCGCCGAGCCAGCGCAAUUCCAUGCUGGGACCUGGCGGCGACGAUCUCACCGGCUCGUCGUUGCAAGCACAGCAAGGUUCGCUGUCGUCAUCAGGAUUGGAAGCGGCGCACAGCGGCCGAGGUACGACGUUGGCCGACUACUCGGGCGGCUACAGCAACGACUCGAGUACCAUCGCAUCGGCACAGUCGUCGGACACGUUGCAAGCCUCGCGGCAGCACGCUUCGCACAGUCAGCACAUGGCACCGCCGCAGCACACGCAGCACCACAACGCGCACCAGCAGGAUCAGACGCACAACGCCUGGGCCAGUCAGACCGCUGCGCCAGGUCCCUCGCUCUUUGGCCAGUCGAAUUACACCACCGCGCCUGCGCAACAGACCUUGUCGCACCACCAGACCUACGGACACCACAGCAACCACCACCACAGCAACUCGGGCUACCUUGCGUCGGAUCCGGGCCAGACCGGUCUCGGUGCGUCGGGAUCGGGUUUGUUGGACGACCAGCGUCAUCAGUCGCAUCUGAGCCCAUUGGUGAACGGGGGCAGCGUGAGAAUGCAUCAACCGCAUCAGCAACAUCACCAGCAAGCGCAGAGCACGUUCUUUGAUAAUCGAGGAUACCAGUAG